This is a messenger RNA of Calliphora vicina (urban bluebottle blowfly), 5218 nucleotides long. It is a transcript of the gene MED1, whose product is annotated as Mediator complex subunit 1. Gene Ontology annotation, molecular function: transcription coregulator activity. Gene Ontology annotation, cellular component: mediator complex. Lineage: Eukaryota; Metazoa; Arthropoda; Insecta; Diptera; Calliphoridae. Bases 376 to 4956 code for a protein of 1526 amino acids. The record is from RefSeq and is a predicted model, not a curated record. Gene Ontology annotation, biological process: regulation of transcription by RNA polymerase II. The transcript is spliced from 5 exons.
CAUAAUCAGCAACACUGUGUUUUAACAUUCAGCUACCAAAAUGUACAACUGUUCCAGCAUCAAGUGCAUUUCUUUUUUUAUUUGUUGCAAGCGAAUUUUUAGCAAGUAUUUUUAUUUUUGAAAAAUUUGUGAAAAUGUACAAAAUUUGAGAAGAAAAUUAAUAUAAUUAUGUUAAAAAUAAAAGAAAAAUUUAUAACGUUUAAUAGCAAACAUAAAUAAAAAAGAAAUUACAAUAAAUUGCACAAAAACAACAACUUACCUACUGAAUAGAGAAAAAUACUGACGCCACGAUUUGCUUGCUUGAGGUGUCUGUGGCGUUAAAGACAAGUAUUUUUUAUUACAAUUCUAAAAAAAUUUAAAAACAAUAUCAAUAUUAUGGCAGCUUUGAAUGUCAAACCCGUUAUAGCUCCUAUUCCAGGAGCCUCCACCUCCUCUUUGUUGGGCAACUUAUCGAUUACGGCUGAAAAGAACAAGCAAUGGCAGAGGGAAUUGUUAAUGGAACGUAUACGUUCCCAUUCCUCACAACACAAAACGUUUCAAGAACUUUCGAAAGGUAUGCGCAUGGGCAUGUUAGAAAAACGUUAUCCCUUAGAUGCGGUGGAGAAAUCUAACCUACAAAAAUGUUUGGACAAUAUGCAGCACUGUAUUAAAGUCACUUCUAGGCAGGGUCUAGUCGAGAGACUUGAAAGUCUUUCGCGUCAAUUGAGUCUAAAGUUUUCGGACGACACUAAAGCCCUGUUCAUAUCGACAGACAUGUUCUUUCUGGAAAUUCUUUUGGAUUCAAGUGGCUCCUUAACAGAUGUUAAAGUGCAUCAUGAAUCUAAGGCUGAUCAGCAGUCUUGCAGUGAGUUGGUAGAUUGCCUUAAUCGUGGAGACUUUGCCGAUUUUACGGCUCAACUUGAGGGAUUUUCUUCAAUCUAUCAAUUGAACGCAGAAUCCAAGGUGAAAAUUAAGGCUUAUGAUGCCAUGCAGGCCAUGGAAACAGAUUUGUAUAAUAUUUUCCAAAUGCAAAAUUUUACAAAAGACACUCAACAAGUCCUACAAGAAUCUAUAGUAGGUGUGGUUUUAAAAAGAAGAGGAGGUCAUCCCAUGCGUCUGGUGUAUUUUGUUUCUCCCUACGAUUUGAUAUCUCUCGAAAGUAAAACUUUACAGUCUUUGAAUUUGGAGACUUUUAAGAACAAACAAAUUGGUUUUAGUGUAACGGUGAACUUGGAAGCAUCUUCAGCCAAUAAACUGCAAAUUUCACCCACAGUCACAGUGGCCAAAGAUCCUCAAACGGGCGUCGAUAUGCCCGUCUUUGCUCCACUAAAUCAAAUGAAUUCCAUGCUAUUGCCCGCCACAUUUGUGUUGCGACUCAACAGACCUUUGCCGGUGUGCUUUAACACUUUACGUUCUAUGGGUUUAUGCGCGGCCGCCAACAGCGAAACAAAUCCUCUGCCUUCUUCCUCUCUGGAGUCACAACAUAAAUCGCCUGUUGUGGCGAACAUUAUGAGUCUAAUCAUACAAACUGCUUCGGAUCAACAAAUGAAAUCAUCCCAGAAAGGUUUGUUCGUUUGUCUGCCCGAUCAAACACACUGCUAUUUUUUCACGGAAAAUAAAUUGUUAAAAUCUACUUUAAUCCAUUCUGUACCAUUUACGGAACCUUCACAAGUGCCAAAAAUUUUGGAUUUUCUUAAAAAGAUGGCCUUAUUUUAUACACUUUUGUCAAGUUGUGUUCGUCCUCAAUCUAAAAUGGGCAAUGACAUAGAUUCGACCACCAUACUCGAAGUUAAUGCCAUUUCAUUUCAACAAAUCUCAGUGGCUCUUCAGCACCCCUACGAGGAGUCAAUGGCCACGGUAGAGUUUGAUUUACGCACUGGAGUGCCACAAUGUACCAUCUACAGCAUUUGUAACAAUUAUGAUUUACUCUCCAUUAAAUUAACAAGCAUUGUACAAAAAUGUCUCUCCAUACCGGUGACAAUAAGAGCUCUCAUGAGAUUUUGGGAUCAAGAACGAAUGAAAAUGUUCCAACGCAGCCUUGGUGGGGGAUCUACAAAUGCUGGCGGCAUAGGUGGCGGAGGAGGAGGUGGUGCUACAAAUGUCGGUGGAUCUGGAGCCGGUGGCAAUAUGUCUGGUAAUAUACCGACUACUUCUCAUGGUUCUUAUGGAAAUUUUAAUAUAUCAGGCGGAUCAAAUGAUCCAGGAGGUGGAGGUAUGAGUAGUAAUAUGAAGAUGGCUGGCGGUACUAUGAAAAUGGAGACAGCAGGACAACAGCAAAGGUCGCAGAUGCAGGCCGCUACAGCAGGUUUUUUAAAGUACAAAGGUGGUGAAUUGAAGCAGGAGGAUUUUCAUGAGAGCCCAAAGAGUCAAACUUUAGCUGCAACAGCUACCGAGCAUGUUGCUGCAUCCUUAAUGCAAUCUAAUUUAGAAGUUAACUCUUUGGGCCAAACACUAACGCAACAACAACAACAACUUCAUACACAACUACAACAACAGCAACAACCACCACAAAAAACAUUUGAACAAAAGAUUGCCGCUGAUCAUGAAAUCGCUGAUAAGUAUAAAAAUAUUUGGAAAGAUAAAACACCAAAUCUGAAAAACUCUGUUAGCAUAACACCCAUUAAUGAUGCCACCAACUCUAACAAUAUCCACUCCAACUCCUCUAACAACACCACCAAUGCCGCUUCAUCUUUGGAUGUUAAGCGUACAUGUGGCAUAGAAAUCAUACCUUUAACCGGAACAAACAAUAACAAUACGGGUGUCAACAAUACAGGAACCAAUACAAAUGUGACACCCACUACUAUAACAAUAACACCCAUUAAUGCGGGUUCUUCACCUUCAGCUUUGGGCAAUAAAGACAAGAAAUCAUCUUCUAGUAUGGCUUCUGCAAUAUCCUCAUCUGGUUUGUCUUCCUCGUCUUCUAAUAAACGUUCACUAGAUGGGGGCGAUAAUCAAAAGGAUAAGAAACGCAAGAAACGUAGGGAUGAUUCGCCCAUGGGCCCUCCGGAAAAAGUGUUUUCACGACAAAAUUCACCUGCUGGUUCAAGUGAAGCUGCCACGGCAGUGGCUCGUAAAUUCUCUUCACCCUCCUCAUCACCCAAGGGUUCUUCGGGCGGUUUGUUGGCCUCAUCAGUAGCAGGUUCAUCGUUGUCGGCUCGUCCCAGUCCCAAGCAUUCACCUGUUUACAGUAGUCCCAAACAUAAUACAGCCUCCAAUAGUCCCAAAUCGCCCUUUGGUACCCACUCUCCCAAACAUGGCUCCUCUGGUAAGCCCAGCAUGUCCACGUUAAAAAGUGCCACUGCUGCUAGUCCCAAAGGUGAUAAAUCUUCUUCAUCUUCGAACUCUUCCUCAAAUUCGUCUGUACUUAAUACCGCUGCUCUAGUACGCUCACUACAAUCGGGUUCGUCCUCCUCAGCCACGGCUAGUACCGUUGCGGCUGCCGCAGCUGCUGCUAUGGCUGCCCUCAAAAAUAAAGACAAAUCCUCCGCUCUCAAUUCGGCAGCGGUUAGUUCUGCGGCAGCUGCUGCAGCGGCCGCUGUUAAAUCAAGCAUGGGUGUUACCUCCAUGCAACAAUUGAAGUCUUCCGUUACCAGUCUUAAUCAUAUGACGGCUGCUGCGGCGGCUGGUUUUGGCGCUACUAAUAACCCCAACACAUCUAUGGAUCUUAACUCAGCCAUGCGUAAAGGUGUAGCCGCUGCGGUUAGUUUGAUGACGUCGACACCAACUACAGCAACAGUAUCAACAGCCUCAACACGGUCACCGCAACGGCAGUCGCUGGAGCAACAGGACAGACACAGACAGCAUCCAACAACGCAGCAGCCACUUGGCAGCAAUGAGUUAAUGAAAUUAUCAUCGUCCUCAUCUUUGGCGGCAAAUGAUACUCUUAACACUAGUGGUGGCAGCAGCAGUAGUAGUAGUGAGUAUAUGGUUAAAUCAUCACAAGAAGGUUUAAAAUUAACCAUAAACAAGACCUCCCAUAAGUCGUCAUCGAAAUCGUCGAGCUCAUCAAAGUCAUCUCAUAUGGCUACACAAGGAUCGGGGUCCUCUUCGUCGGGGUCUUCGUUUUAUAAUAAAAAGCUACAUACAGGCCUUAAACCGGGUGUAAAUAGUGGACCAGCUUCCAAGAAAUCAACAUCAUCUGCUUCCUCGUCUUCGAAAUCAUCCUCCUCUUCAUCAUCAUCAUCCACUAAGCACAUGUUUCAAAAAUCGAAUUCAGCAGGUAGUUUAAGUACAAAAUUAGGUUCUAGUACCAACUCUUCAUCUACGGGUUAUGGUCUUUCCAAAAGUCAUAGUACAAAUUCAUUUUCCGAUUCACGCAGAUCAUCGAAAAAGUCCCACAGUGCUUCAACAUCACCGGCAUUGCCGUCAUCACAUAACUCCUCGUCAACGGCUUCAACGUCUCAGCCAGCUACACGUUUGGAUCAUCAUGCCGAUAUGAUGAAGAUCUUGCAAUAUGCUUCGCCCAUAAUGGCGGCCAGCAUGGAGGGUUUUAUGAAGGGAUUAAAUUCAAAAUUUCAAAUACCCAAACUAUCACAACGUAACAAUAAUCCUAAUCCUAACACCAAUACUUCUACCACCCACAGUUCCUCUUCUGCAACAACAUCGUCAGCAUCAUCAUCAUCAACAAUGUCCAGCUCGUCAACAACAUCAUCCUCUUCAACAGCACAACAACAUCCUGCCUCGUUUAACAAGUCUAAAGACAUCAAAUUAACAACUCCUCCCCUACAACAUCCAUAUGAACAACAGCACAACCAGUCAUCCGUUUCCUUGCACAUCCUCAAAACUUCCAGCUCAUCGACAGCCACAUCAACCUCCUCUUCUUCAGCAGCUACAUUGACUAAGUCAAAAUCUUCAUCAUCGUCAACAUCAUCUGCCUCAUCAUCUCUAGGAUAUCUUAACGCUGCCACUAAAUCUACAAAUUCGAAUUCCUCUCAUGUCGAUGAUUCCCUGUUGGCAACAUUGGCGGCGGGUAAAUGACAUUGCGUUACUGGCGUUCCCUCUAACACUCUCCAUAAGUAUUGGUCUUUGUAUAUGAUAAAUACAUUUAUAAUAAGACUGUUGUAAGUUUGAAUGUUGGAUUACGAUUAUUGUUAGUUUUGUUAGUAUAUAUACAAAUAUUUUAUUUUGCACAAAUAAUUUUCUGCCUUAAUUUGUUGAAAAAAAUUGUAAAUUUUGGAAAAAAUUAUUGUUAAACAAAAGAAUUUUGAAAAGAAAUUAAUUAAAAAAAUUUAAAUUGUAA